Molecule: messenger RNA, 789 nt
Organism: Sinocyclocheilus anshuiensis
Lineage: Eukaryota; Metazoa; Chordata; Actinopteri; Cypriniformes; Cyprinidae
Product: gastrula zinc finger protein XlCGF49.1-like
Exons: 3
Coding region: 1-786 (261 amino acids)
Biological process (GO): regulation of transcription by RNA polymerase II
Molecular function (GO): RNA polymerase II cis-regulatory region sequence-specific DNA binding; DNA-binding transcription factor activity, RNA polymerase II-specific
Source: RefSeq, a predicted model, not a curated record
AUGGAGUUUGUUAAAGAGGAGAGUGCUGCAGAGACAUGCGGAGAGAAAGAGGAAGAAACUGAGGAACGGAGAGGUGAAGCAAGCCGAGUGAGCGACCUGGAGAAGAAACAUCGGGACUUGUUCAUAAGUGCGGAAAGCUGCUCAGAAACGAAAAAGAAACCCUCGCAAGAAGCCAGUAAUGCGUUCGUCUGCCCCGAGUGCGGCAAGAGUUUCACACAUAGAGGACACUUCAACGAACACGUGAAGAUCCACUCCGGAGUCAAGCCCUUCAGCUGCCCUCACUGUCAGAAGAGCUUCACCUGUAGAGGACACCUGAAACGCCACAUUCGCAUCCACACCGGCGAGCGUCCGUACGCUUGCGAUCAGUGCGGGAAGAGCUUCAAGUGCGCCACCAACCUCAAAGACCACCAGCGCUCGCACUCGGGAGAACGAGCCUUCAGAUGCCAGCAGUGCGGGAAGAGCUUCAUUCUGGCGUCCAACCUGAAGACGCACCUGAAGAUCCACACUGACGAGAAGCCGUACAUGUGCUUCGAGUGCGGAGACACCUUCACCAGAUCCAGCGCUCUGAAGCAGCAGAUCCACAGCGGAGAGAGACCCUAUAGCUGCUCGCACUGCGAGAAGGGCUUCACUCACUCGGGAGCACACACCGGAGAGAGACCCUACCACUGCACCGCCUGCGGGAGGAGAUUCACUCAGUCUAGUGAUCUGCUGACCCACAGAAAGAAGCCCUGUCCCAUGCUGCCUCGCUCCAGUGCAAACACUAGAUGCAAUCUGAUAGGGAUGUAACUA